Ricinus communis (castor bean) is the source of this 2056-nucleotide messenger RNA. Its product is annotated as probable membrane-associated kinase regulator 4. Gene Ontology annotation, molecular function: kinase inhibitor activity. NCBI's taxonomy places the organism in Eukaryota, Viridiplantae, Streptophyta, Magnoliopsida, Malpighiales, Euphorbiaceae. Gene Ontology annotation, cellular component: plasma membrane. The coding region runs from base 648 to 1808 and encodes 386 amino acids. The record is from RefSeq and is a predicted model, not a curated record. The transcript has a single exon.
AUUAAUUUUAUUAAAUACUUAGAACUUAAGUAAAGUAAAAUAAACAUUAAAUAAUUAAUUAUAUCUUAUAGUAAAAGUUAAGAAUUUAUUAUACAUUUUAGUUUUACCAGUUAAAAGAUAUACAAAGAAACAAAAAAAGGAACUUACUGUCUUAAAUCUACAAGCCGACCUCUCCUCUCCCAGGUCCACCAAGACAAACCCCAAGGUUUUUCUUUAUAUGAAAAUUAGAUUUUCUUUUCUUAAAAUAAACAGAAGGAAAAAUAAAAAAUAAAAAAGAGGAAAGGCAACUGCAAAUAACUACAAGCCAUUUAACUUUUACCAAAAGAGGGUAUCAAUGCAUAUGGCUCAGUGACUAGCUGCUUGGUGAAGGGAAAAUCCAUAAUUUUUUCUGACAUUUUAUUACUUGGAACCAUUCAAGAUACUGAAAAGCUCAAACAGAGAAAAAAAAAAAAUUUUCCUGACAAAUUGCAAUAAAAUUUUAUCUUACUGACUUGGCAUCAUCUUCACUUUAAAGGAUGCUCUGCCCCCUCUUUCUUCUUCAAUUCACCAAGCUCACCUCCCUAUAAGCAUCUUCACACACACAAACAAAGGAGGGAAAAAAAAAGGGAAAAGAGAGAAAGAAAGUAACAGAAAAUAUAGUAUUACACAUGAGAAUGGCUAUUAUGCACCAAUCUUCUUGCUGUAUCCAUGCAGAUGAUGAUUACAUUGACAUGGAACUUACCUCUUCUCCAAACUUCUUUUGUUAUUCCAUCAGCUCUCCACCACAAAGCAGAGAGUUCGAGUUUCAGAUGUGUUCAAUUGCUAAUGAUAAGGAGACAACGAAUUCUCCGGCUGAUGAACUCUUCUACAAGGGCAAACUUCUCCCUCUUCACCUCCCUCCUCGCUUGCAAAUGGUUCAGAAACUCCUUCAGAACCCCAUCAGCACUAGCCCCUUUGACUGCCAAAGUGAAGUAUCUUUCGGAGAAAACUAUUCCAUUCCCUUUAUUAUGAGUCCUGCCUCCUUUAGACCUUCUUCUACUACCACCACUAUUACCCCUUUAGAGUCUUGCAAUAUUUCACCUUCAGAAUCUGGCAGGGUUAGUAGUGAACUUAACCCAGAGGAGUAUUUUCACGAAUUAUCAACUGAACUUAAUAGCUUGGUCGGAUAUAAUCAACAAACAAGAAAAUCCUGGACCAAGAAGUUGAAGCAAUCUUUAUUGGGUCAAAAACUCAAAGCUUCAAGUAUUUUUCUCAAGUCAUUGUUCAAUAAGUCUGGCUGUGCAAAUGAUUCAUAUGCUAAAGCAACAACUAAUGUGGAACCAGAAGCAGUCUCAAAAGAGAAGGAUUGUCUAAAUAAGUAUAUGAAGGUAGCAAAGAGAAACCCUUUGGGUGAAAUUGACAACGAGAGAUACAAGUUACCGAAUACUCUCAAGAAAAGCAUUGAGCAAGAGAUGGCUGCUGCUGCAGCUGGUGAUAGUUUAAUUCGUACCCAGAGGAGAUCCUUUUCUGGGGUAAUUCAAAGGCAUUCGAAAACUAUUAAGUCUCUGUCAUCUACAUCUUCAUCUGGUUCCUCUUCUUCAUCUUCAUCUUUUUCAUUUAGUUCAUCAAAUGGAGGGUUUUAUGAUUUACAAUUGCUUAAGAGAAGUAUCAGUGCGAAUUCAGAAAUAGAGAAUUCAAUUGAAGGAGCAAUUGCCUACUGUAAAAACUCUCAGCAGCAGCUGUUUUGCUCCAGAAAGACUAGUGCUACUGAUGUUGGGAAUUGUUCAUUGUCUGCUUCAGGAUUUGUAGCUGCUGGAGAUCAAGAAUUGCCUAAACUCUGCAGUAUUUGAUGGUAUUAGAAUGUUAUAUAAUAUAUAUAUAUUAUAAAUCACAAUUAUUGAGAUGGGAUUUCGCAUUUCUUGUCAAUCAUUUUCAAGUUGUCUGGUUUCCAGGAAAGCUGAGUGAUUUCAUUGUAUAUCAUCUUGAAGUUUCUUUCUCUCUUUUUCUUCUUCUCUCUGGAUGUCUUUCUCCAAUGUCCCCGUACUUGCACAAAAUGUGAAGUUAUUGGAAUAAGAUAAAUUCAAAAUCUGUUUCUUUC